Messenger RNA from Oryzias latipes (Japanese medaka), 6141 nucleotides. It is a transcript of the gene col25a1, whose product is annotated as collagen type XXV alpha 1 chain. The record is from RefSeq and is a predicted model, not a curated record. Lineage: Eukaryota; Metazoa; Chordata; Actinopteri; Beloniformes; Adrianichthyidae.
AUGCAGAGGUUUUUAAAUCCUUCAGCGUUUUAGAAAAUGCAGUUUGUAAUCCGUUAAAAGCUUCUUUACGCAGCAGCGCUGGCGGUCCAACUGGGAAUCUCCCGAUGACGCAGCGAAAGCGUCGCAGCUGAGCGCUGAAGGGCCAAUAAAUUAUGCUAAUCAGUCAGGGCAGAUUGGAGGCGUGUUGCUGCCUUAACGAGGUGGGGAGCGUGCCCAUGCGCUGUGGAUCAGCUCUGAGAGGAAACGCAGCCUCAUAUGCCGCUUUUUACCUGACAAGACUUUGCUUUUGCUGGAGAGUGUCGCGCAAAAUUUAUUAACCAAAAAAAAAAAAAAAAAAGUUUGCAGGAUUCUCCAACAAAUCCACAGACUGGCAUCCUGAGCGGAGCGACGCUCCAAGCAUCCCACCCGCGCCUGUCAGAGCGCUGCGCUGCAGGCGCGCUCUCUCACACGCGCGCGGCACAGUGCCACACAUUCGUGACUCCACGCCAGAUGCGGUUUGCUCCCAGCAGCGCGUGUAGUUCGUAGCAGAGCAAGAAACCAAGAGGAGCAGUAUAUAUUCACAUAUAUAUAUUUUUUUUCUACGUGCAAACAUGGAGAAAGAAGCGGCGCGUCUGAAGCGGCAGAGCUGCCGCGCAACAGCGCUGAACGUGAUCUCGUCUUUGUGCUCAGUGGCGUCCAUCGCCUUGUGCGUCCAUCUGAGCGUCGACACGGCUGACAUCAAGAACAGAGUUGUGGAUUUGGAGAGCGGGACGGGCGAGCACCCCUUCAUCCACGGCUCCGGCUACUCUGUGGAUGAUCUCAAUUCUCUGGUUCAGCAAAGAGUGGAUGAGCUGUUGUCUCAGCGCACAUAUGAAAAUUUCAUCAAGAUCCGGACUGCCAGACAAACAUCACCUGAGUGCAACUGCCCUCCAGGACCUCCGGGUAAGCGUGGAAGAAGAGGCCGUGAUGGAGAAACUGGACCCCCUGGUCCUCCAGGUCCAAAGGGUGAAAAGGGGGAUCAGGGUGACCAGGGCCCACGGAUGGUCUUCCCUAAGAUCAAUCAUGGCUUUCUUUCCGCUGACCAGCAGCUCAUAAAGCGACGGCUCAUUAAGGGAGAUCAAGGCCAAGCAGGACCACCUGGACCACCGGGGCCACCGGGUCCUCCCGGACCAAGGGGGCCCCCAGGGGACACAGGAAAAGAUGGACCCCGUGGCGUGCCGGGUCUACCAGGUGAUCCAGGGAACACAGGAGAAUCAGGAGCCAUGGGACCCCAGGGGCCACAAGGGCCAAAGGGAUCUUUAGGACCUCCCGGAAUUCCCGGUGUUGAUGGACAGAAGGGGGAUGUUGGACGGGACGGUAUCCCAGGGGCCAAGGGUGAAAUGGGAGAACGAGGUGAAAAGGGCGAUCUGGGCGAGGAGGGACCAAAAGGUGACAUGGGGGAGAAGGGAGACGCAGGCUCCUCUGCUGCAGGCAUUAAGGGGGAACCUGGAGAACCUGGAAGAAGUGGACAGAAGGGAGAGCCAGGACUUCCAGGGCUGCCUGGACUCCCAGGGAUAAAGGGGGAACCUGGAUUCCUCGGCCCCCAAGGAGAGCCAGGGCUUCCAGGACUCCCAGGAACUAAAGGUGAGAGAGGUGACCAUGGACCUCCAGGAAAGGGUGAACGAGGAGAACUGGGACCUGUUGGACCAAAGGGUUCCCAGGGAGAGCCGGGUACACCUGGCUUGAAAGGGUCAAAGGGAGAAACUGGAGAUAAAGGAGAGCUGGGGUCAGCUGGCCCAAAGGGACCUCCUGGACAGAAAGGUGACCAGGGAACGACUGAAAUCAUCGACUACAAUGGAAACAUUCAAGAGGCUUUACAGAAGAUUACCACUAUUACAGUCACGGGUCCUCCUGGCCCAGCUGGACCAAUUGGACCACCGGGCAUGAAGGGGGAUCGUGGUAUGCCUGGUCUCCCUGGACUUGAUGGAGAAAGAGGCUAUAAAGGUUCCAAAGGAGACAUGGGAAUGCCAGGAGCCUCCGGGGAAAAAGGAGCAACUGGUUUGCCAGGCUUACCUGGUGUCAAUGGGGCAAAAGGAGACAAAGGAGACUCAGGACUUCCUGGUUCUCAGGGUCCAUCUAUCAGUGGCCCUCCAGGGCCACCAGGACCCCACGGGCCCCCGGGACCUAUGGGACCCCAUGGCUUCCCUGGACCAAAGGGGGAUCCUGGUUUGCACGGUUUGAAGGGCAUGAGAGGAGAACCGGGACACAAAGGGGACCGUGGACCUCUGGGUCUCCCUGGAGCCUCCGGCUUGGACGGCAAGCCUGGAAUUAGGGGCACGGACGGGCCUCCGGGUCCUGCUGGUCCAGCCGGACCAAAGGGGGACAUGGGUGAAAAAGGAUCUCCAGGUGAGCCAGGACCUCGAGGACCCUACGGUCUACCAGGAGCUGCUGGAACACCAGGAUUGGAUGGGUUGCCAGGCUUAAGGGGAGAGAAAGGCGACGUUGGGGAUAGAGGAGAAAAGGGUUUCCGGGGAUUUAAGGGUGAAAAGGGGGAACCAGGGCAGCCAGGUCUGGAUGGGCUGGAUGCCCCAUGCCAAUUGGGUCCGGAUGGAUUACCGAUGCCUGGCUGCUGGCAGAAGGGAGUCACGCCAUGGCUGGUGGCCUGAGUCUCCCUGCAAAAACCGGUGAUCAUUUUUUUAUUUUUAUUUUCUUUAUUGUGGCGCCUCGUUGCAGCCUCAGCCGGCUCUCACUCACUGUUGCUCUCAUGAAGCCCAGUUUUGUGGUCGUGGCGCCUUAGGGAGCCACACAUCCCUGGACGAGAGCUCUGCAGGUGACGGGACGAGAUUUGAGCCUCGAAAUCCGAGCGAGGCGGGAAAUCGAUGCUGAGAGAUUCAGCGGGAAAGUCGGGAACGUUUGCGAGGUUAAUGGCGAGAGCGUUGGCAGCAGGCAAACACGUUCUUUUCUGUUUUCACUUUUCUGUUUUGUUUUUUACUCUCAUUCGUAUUCAUUUGUAUUUUGUGUAUAAUAGCCUUUGGUGCCUCGAGCUUUUAUUCAUUCCUUUACUGAAAAUGUACAAACUUUUGUGAGAUUUUGAACCAUUUGAAUAAUGUGUUUUUACUUGGAGGGGAUGAACAGACUUUUUAUGAAGUGUUUUCACAAAAGUAGCUUUGCUUGAUCACACAUUUUGAUGUCUUGCAUAAGAAAAGAAAAAGUUUGUUAAAAGAAAUAACCUGAACAGUUGCAAACAUGCCCUGCUUUUAUCCUCCACCUGUUUGUUUAUAAAGUGUAGCCAGACUGCUGCAUGAACACAGUUUAGCACAUUUUAGAAUGGUAAAACAAGAGUUCUACUGUUUUUUUUAAGUAGUGUUAGUCAAAAGUGUUUGAACUUCAGUUUCAGGAUAAUCUGUUUCAAAAGAAGAUGCAACAACCAAUUAAGAUUGACGUAGCGAUGCCGUCUAUUCUCUUACGCAUCAUCGAUGGUCUUAAAGCAAAUGAAAAAGGGUUCAACUCAAUAAAUUCAUCACUAAAGGCCAGUCAUGUCACAUUCCAUAUUAGAUGGAACGGUGCAACUCCAGUUUCACCUGUUGACUGUAUAUGAGAACUGGACGGAGUGGCCCCUCCCCCCUCACAUUCCAAACAGGAAGUACCUGCUGGUUCCCAGAAGCCAAAAUCCCAUAGACUAAAAUAGAGAAAUAAACAGCUAUUAAUCAGUCAUUCUAUUAGUCAGAAUCUUGCUCUGAUACUUUUUUUUUUUACCGUGUUCUUUCUAAUUCAAUUUUUUUUCAUGAUAUUUUGUCUGUAGUGCCAGUUAUUCAAACUAUAAUCUGAUGAAUCAGAUGCCUCGAUAAAAGGAUGUGGUCUAAAGCUAUAUUCACACAAAGCAUGUUAAAGUUGUUCUUGAACAUGUGUUUAGCAUGAUACGUGUUUAGUGAUCACACUGGACCGUUGUUUGUUUCGGGUUGGGCCUAAAUGUCAAAUCAGUGUAAAUCUGGUGAAUCUCGCUCCAGGCUUUUCUAUCACAGCUCUAUUUUGAUACAUGAAAGACUUGGUGUCAUAGGAUUCCGGCCAAAUCAUCAUUAUUAAAUUCUCUUCCAUGAUGACAUUUUAAAUGGUUAGUAUUUCUGUGAAUUAAAAGGGACGCCAUCUAUGCGUCACCAAGUCCCUAAGGGUCAAAGGUCAUCCUGGUUUAAGUUUUAACGUGCGUUCAAUAGCCAUGUAUUUUUUAUGGAGAGCCCAAAAAUUUGGGUUAGGGUAAGGGUUAGAAACUUGCAUAGCAACACAUGAACAGGAUAGUUUUGAAUGCAGAAGCCCAAGACUCCCACAAGUGUGUGUAUAAAUAAACUUUUUUUUUGGGGGGGGGGGUUGCUUGAAUGCAAGUUGUCAAGGGCGCUGUUAACGUAGCUUUAUAUAAAUUGUUUGAAACGUUUGACGUAUUCUGUCAAGCCCACUUUCAACUGACUUCCACCAAGUUCACUCCUGAUUGACAGGAGCGAUUGCCAUAGAAACGAUGACUCAAACUGACUCAGGCCAAUCAAUGCUUAUUGAUGAUUUUUGGUUCCAACAUGGUGACGUUUGUAUCACACAAAAAAUGGCGUCUGAAUUGACCAGAUUAGGUUAGAGCCAGGUGAAUCCACACUCCCUCAGUCCAGUUCUCUUAUACAGUCUAUUGUUCCACCACAGUUUUAUGUUUCUAGUACUCACAAUGCAUCUUGACAUGGUGUUUGCUAUAAAAGGCAGUUUCUUUUUCUUUUUUGCAAACAUGCAUGACUGAGUUGUUGGAAAGGCAUUAAUAUGAGUAAACGUGGAUCGCUUUGCUGUAAUGCAGCAGCGGCCGCAGAUGAAUCUGGCAGGUUUUCCGUCAGUGAGGUUUCUGUUUGGUUAGUCAUGUUUGAAUUAGUGGAUGCACUUCUGUUCAGACUGUAAUGCUGCUCUUUCACAAUACAGCCCAGUCGAUGUGCUCCAUCUUGCAUUUGUCAAAUUAAUGGUCUUUUUUUGUGUAUUUUUCUUCAAGUGGUACAUUAUUUAUUUUUCUAUCGUUGUUUUAUGUUGUAAAGGCAUUUUGGUUCGGAGCAGCAUUCCUUUCAGCUUUUGUUGAAAUGAAGAACUUUGGGUCACGCUGAGGCUUCAGUUGGUCAAACCGUUGACCAGCACGCUCUCGCCGUGCGUCCCCUUUGAUCUGCAAGACCUUACCAUGCUUUUAUUUUGAAACGUCUGUCAGAAACCCGACUCCUGACAGAUGCAAUUACAGUUAAACAGAUCAGCCUUGUUUCUUCUCUUUGCUCUUUGCGCCUCUUUGCAUUGAAUGUAGAUUGAUAUUUGUAAAGUAGAUUAUUAAUGUACUGUUGACGUGUGCUUUUUUGACAUAAAGUGCAAUUCAUACUUUGGUUCAUGCGUGUAGCAUCAGAUGCAGCUUAAGUAUCACAUUAAAGUGAAUUCUGCAGCUUCAUUUGUUCAGUAAGGCUACUCGUUAUACCACUACCUGGAAAAAAAGGGUUUUUAUUGUAAACAUGGACCUCUGACUCAAGUAUCUUUUUUUUGUUUAUUUGUUUUCUUUGUAAAAUGUAGUCUGAUAAGUUUUUGCAAGUGUUUAGUGUUUGCAAGUGUUUUUUUUUAUUUUCAGCCUUUCUUACAGUAUUUGUUUUCACACGGUGCUGUAUCUUAAGCAUGUGCAGCUAUUUUUUUAUAGAACUUUUUUGUAUUUCAUUAAUCUUUUACUUGUUUAAGGUUCAAAUAGAGGUGAAUGAAGCUGGAGGUAGAGACCGUUUCUUGAUUUCCAUGAAGGUGUUGGAAGUGCUGCUGAAGCGCCACACAGCAAGGUGCAAUGAGAUGUGUGUCCUCAGUCAGUUUUUCCCUGUUACAGGAAAGUUCUGGGGGUUUCUCUAAGGUAACAGAAGCAUUCGAGUAAAAGCACAAGUUUAGUCCCAAUAAAGGGUCAAAUCUACAAUUUUCUGCAUAAAUUGAAGGGCCCAGGUCUGUUAUCAGAGGACUGAGAUUUGCUGUAGACUUUCUGUAAAACCCCUGUCCUAACAAAUGUUCUCUCUGAUCUCUUAGAAUUAAGUUUUUGUUCAUGAUUUUCAUUUAUUUUCUGCUGUGCAUUUGUUUUAUUUCUUGUUCUGCCCCCUACUACCAUUGGGUUCACACUCUGUCUAAAGUUGGAGCCAAAUAAACAGUCUUUGAAUUUGA